Anopheles coluzzii is the source of this 1051-nucleotide messenger RNA. RefSeq names its product nurim homolog. The transcript has 2 exons. The coding region runs from base 110 to 874 and encodes 254 amino acids. Lineage: Eukaryota; Metazoa; Arthropoda; Insecta; Diptera; Culicidae. Gene Ontology annotation, cellular component: nuclear membrane. The record is from RefSeq and is a predicted model, not a curated record.
CAUACGAAAAAAAAAGAAACAAUUGCACCGUCCGUAAACAACACGCUCGCUCACGUUAAACUCAGUAAAAAGGUGUUAAGAAAGCGGGAUUUAAAUCGAUCGCACCAAAAUGAUAUCGUUUAAGCAACUCGUUUGCUUCCUGCUCUCACUGCUCUCCUUCAUGUCUGUGUUUUACUCCGUGGGCAAGCUGGGCAUAUUCCUGGCAACGCCCAGCCGCGCCCAACCGACGGCAACCCAAGCCUUCCCAGCGACCCGUGCCGAGCUGCGGGCGGCACUGUUUCCUCUGUUUUUCAACACAAUUUGGGUGGUUCUGUUCGUGUUGCAGCACAGUGGCAUGCGGGCUGAGAGGGUGAAGCGGCUCUGGAAAGCGAUCGGUCUUGAACUGGCCGAAAGAAGUCUGUACAACAUUGCAUCGUCCUACUGCUUGCUGCUAUUGUUGAAAAACUGGCAAACACCUUCCACCCAAUAUCGGCUGUGGUUCUUCGAGGUGGAAACGAACCGAACGCUUUGGUGGCUCCUGGUCGGAUCGCACGUGCUCUCGUGGAUUGUCGUGUACGGUGGCAGCUUGAUGGUGGAUUUGCCGGAGCUGAUCGGGCUGAAGCACGUGUACUACGACAUCAACGAUUUGGCGCCCCCGAUGUCGUACAAGUCGCGCGAUCUGCAGGACUACUACAAGCGCUACCGCCAUCCGUCGUUUGUGGCGCUGUCGGUUGUGCUGUGGUUCACCAACGGCAUGACACUCGAGCGCUGCCUGCUUGCCGUCGUGUGGAGCGUUUACAUGUACCUUGCCUGGAACACGACCGAGGCCGACCUGAAGUACCAGAAGCAUCAGCUGGAGCGGAAACGCGCCGAGCUGGUUCGCGUAACCAAAUAGACGGCCUCCCGAUGAGGGUGUACAAUCGGUGCCUUGCUUCACGCAAUUGAAUGGCAGCAUUAAUGUGUCGUGUUCAAACUGACUGAACUAAUUUAUAGAACUAGAUAGAAUUUUGGAGUGUAGUGAACUCCCAACAGAAAUGACUAAUAAACUAACCAAAGCAUUUAAUAAAAGGAA